This is a messenger RNA of Salvelinus namaycush (lake trout), 2125 nucleotides long. Its product is annotated as protein-serine O-palmitoleoyltransferase porcupine-like. The transcript is spliced from 13 exons. Gene Ontology annotation, cellular component: membrane; endoplasmic reticulum. Gene Ontology annotation, biological process: lipid modification; canonical Wnt signaling pathway; protein palmitoylation. Gene Ontology annotation, molecular function: Wnt-protein binding; palmitoleoyltransferase activity. The coding region runs from base 1 to 1377 and encodes 458 amino acids. NCBI's taxonomy places the organism in Eukaryota, Metazoa, Chordata, Actinopteri, Salmoniformes, Salmonidae. The record is from RefSeq and is a predicted model, not a curated record.
AUGGGGUCCUUCAGCCGACAGGAGUUCUUCCAUGAGCUUGCGGAGGGCUGUCUUCUGCCCACCGCUCAGCAGGGCCUGGAGCAGGUCUGGCAGCUUCUGGUCAUCUGCCUUCUAUGCCGACUUCUCUGGAUUCUGGGCCUCCCCUCUUAUGUGAAACACCUGAGCACCGUGGCAGGAGGGUUCUACACCCUGUACCUGUUCUUUGAGCUCCACAUGGUGUGGGUGGUGCUGCUCAGUCUACUAUGCUACCUCAUCCUCUUCCUCUGUCGGCACUCCAGUAACCGGGCCACCUUCCUCUCCAUCACCGUCCUCAUCUACCUGCUCAUGGGAGAGAUGCAUAUGAUGGACACCACCACCUGGCACAAAAUGAGAGGUUCCCAGAUGGUGGUAGCUAUGAAGGCCAUUUCUCUGGCCUUUGACCUGGACCGAGGUGUGGUGACCAACGUGCCCUCUCCUGUGGAGUUCAUGGGCUACAUCUACUUCGUGGGAACUGUCAUUUUCGGACCCUGGAUCAGCUUCAACAGCUACAGAGAGGCUAUAGAGGGCCGCAAGCUGAGCUUCUCCUGGAUAUGGAAAGUGUGUGUCAGCUGGGUGAAGAGCCAACUGUGUCUGGUCAUCUCGAAUUGUGUUGCUCCCUACCUUUUCCCUUACUUCAUCCCUAUCUAUGGGGACAAGCUGCUACACAACAAAACAAAACAGAAGAUCAGCUGGCUCCUAGCCUACGAGAAUGCACUCUCCUUCCACUUCAGCAACUACUUUGUGGGUUACCUGAGUGAGACCAGCACCACUCUGGCUGGAGCAGGUUUUACUGAAGAGAAAGACAACCUGAAAUGGGAUAUGACUGUUGCUUGGCCCCUUCAUGUGGAGUUCCCCAGAUCUAUGGUGGAGGUGGUCACCUCAUGGAAUCUGCCCAUGUCCCGAUGGCUCAAUACCUAUGUUUUUACCAGUGCUCGCAACCUUGGAACCUUUCCAGCCAUCCUAGUGACAUACACAGCCAGUGCACUUCUACAUGGUCUGAGCUUCCACCUAGGUGCAGUACUACUGUCUCUCGCGUUCAUUACAUAUAUUGAGCAUGUUUUGCGGAAGAGACUGGCAGACAUUUUAAACGCGUGUAUUCUGUCAAAGAAAUGUCAGCCAAACUGCACCCACAAGAACAAAAAGGCCCUGUGGGUGUACAUUAUUAAUAUAGCCUUCAGUGCCCUGGCAGUCUUCCACCUGGCAUACCUGGGCUCUCUGUUCAACUCCAGUGUGGACUACAUGGAUGAUGAUGAGGAGAGUGGCGUGGCCAACCACACCAUUCAGAAGUGGUCGGAGCUGAGCUGGGCCAGCCACUGGGUGACGUUUGGCUGCUGGGUGCUCUACCGCAUCAUCCUCUAGAUGUGUGAGGGAGAGGGAGCGAGAGAGAGCUGGGAACAGAGAGACAUAUAGAGAAGAGAAGCAAUAACAAGAGGAAAUUAAUGUGAGCCUGUUGAGGAAAGACCGGCUCUCUACUCCUGCACUGUGAAGUUGUAUUGGACUGAAGAGUACACACAACCACCCUAUGGACAGUAUAUUAACUAUUUUCUCAAUACCAACAUACAGUGCUCAGGACACCACCUAAGAGACGAGUUCAUCUACUUACUGUAACCUGCUGGUGACAAACUAUUUUUGAUACUCUUGAAAUAAUGCUCCACUCUUCCUUAAUCACAUCGUUUUGUUUGAGUUGCUGCAUUUGUCUACCCCUUGUGGCGAGAUAGACCAACAGCAGAUAUGGAUCAGACAUCUCCAUGCGAUUCUCAAUCAAUACCCAUCCUGUUAGCAUGACAGUGGUCAAUCAUUCACUCUCUUUGAUGAACAACUAAGAACCCGUUCUCUAGUUUUCAGAAGUGAUUCCGUAAUACGCCAUUAAAGUAAUAUUUUCCUUUUCCUCCAUAUUCGAAAGCUACAUUUUGUUAUUACACCCUACAUAGUUAUUACAUUUGUAGAGCAUGUAAAAACCCUUUUUUUAUGACCACACAAACCAGCAUUAUGAGAGCAUAUUUCCUUUGUGGAUUUUAAUAGAAAAUUAUGUUUGUAUUUUUAAUUUUAUUUUUAAUUUAUAGAAAUAAGUGUACAUUGCUGUUUGUGCAUUUAUACUAUGUUUUUC